Messenger RNA from Staurois parvus, 637 nucleotides. The record is from the annotation of a GenBank genome assembly. NCBI's taxonomy places the organism in Eukaryota, Metazoa, Chordata, Amphibia, Anura, Ranidae.
UGGGAUCAAUGUAUGGGAUCAAUGUGUGGGGAUCAGUGUAUGGGAUGAAGUAUGGGAUCAAUGUAUGGGAUCAGUGUGUGGGAUCAGUGUGUGGGAUGAAUGUAUGGGAUCAGUGCGUGGGAUCAAUGUGUGGGAUCAGUGCGUGGGAUCAGUGCGUGGAUCAAUGCGUGGGAUCAAUGUGUGGGAUCAAUGUGUGGGAUCAAUGUAUGGGAUCAGUGUGUGGGGAUCAUGUAUGGGAUCAAUGUGUGGGAUCAGUGUGUGGGAUCAUGUGUGGGAUCAAUGUGUGGAUCAAUGUGUGGGAUCAAUGUGUGGGAUCAAUGUGUGGGAUCAGUGUGUGGGAUCAUGUGUGGGAUCAGUGUGUGGGAUCAAUGUGAUGGGAUCAAUGUGUGGGAUCAGUGUGUGGGAUCAAGUGUGUGGGAUCAUUGUGUGGGAUCAGUGUGUGGGAUCAGUGUGUGGGAUGAAUGUGUGGGAUGAAUUGUGUGGGAUCAAUGUGUGGGAUCAAUGUGUGGAUCAAUGUGUGGGAUCAAUGUAUGGGAUCAAUGUGUGGGAUCAAUGUGUGGGAUCAAUGUGUGGGAUCAAUGUGUGGAUCAUGUGUGGGAUCAAUGUGUGGGAUCAGUGUGUGGGAUCAAUGUAUGGG